AUGUCUCUCUCGUUCGCCACCCUGCUGCUCGCCCUCGCCUUCGGCGUCACCGACGCUCAGUUCCUCCGCCCCGACGAGCGGACCCGAAACCUGACGGUCAUCAACCUCCCCGGGAACGUGAAUGUCUCGUACAAGGAACCUCACGGCGUCUGCAAGACGGCCGCGAGCAGCCAGCAGCAGUACACCGGAUGGGUCAGCGUCCCCGGCGACUAUGUCGCCAAUCUAUUCUUCUACUACGUCGAGGCCCGCGAGCCGACCGACAACUUGACCGUCUGGCUCACCGGCGGACCCGGCGGCAGCUCCCUCUACGCCUUCUUCGGCUACAACGGCCCUUGCGAGAUCGUCGAGCGAGGCCUCAACAGCUAUGAGACGGUGGCUCGAGAAUGGGGCUGGGACGGCGCUUCCAACAUGCUCUUCAUCGAUCAGGCAAGCCUAGCAUCCCUCCCGAACCACACAGGCUUCUCGUACGACACGCCCACCGACGGUACCCUCUCCAUGGUGGAGGAGACGCUUGUCAUGCCCCCGACCUACAAUCCCAACGCGGCGGCCUCGUGGGAUUCGGUCAACGGCACAUUCAGCAGUGGCAACCCCAUGCAUACGGCCAACACGACCCAGUCGGCAGCCUUGGCCGUCUGGCACGUCAUGCAAGGCUUCCUCACCGCCACCCCCCACCGUCAUCUCAAUCGUACAUCCUCCCUGGCCGUCAGCCUUUUUACCGAAAGCUAUGGCGGCAUUUACGGGCCCAUCUUCUCCGAGGUGUGGCAGAAGCAGAACGAAAAAUGGCAUGCCGGCGCCCUCGACCCCUCGGCGGUCGAGAUUCGGCUUACGUCGCUUGGAAUUCUCAACGGCUGCGUCGACGUGGCCACCGACGUGGCCAACUUUGUCCAUUUCGGCGUCAACAAUACGUACGGCAUCAAAUUCUUUUCUGCCCAAGAAGCCGACGAGCUUCUGCGGAACUUUACCGCCCCCGGCGGUGACAAGUACUUGAUAGCUCGCUGUGCCGCCCUCGCCGCCCAGCUUGAUGCAGAAGGUGCAGGUCAUCAGCCCGAGGUGAUUGACGCAUGCUCCAAGGCUACCGAGAUGUACAACAAGACCAAGAUGAUUCCCGUCCAAUCGGGAAAAAGUCCAUAUGACAUAUUGGCACCCGAGAGACACCCGCCCGGGCCGCUUCGCCUUCUCGAUUACCUCAAUCAAGCCGAAAUUCUAAACGCCAUCGGGUCACCCGUCAACUUCACCAUGCUCAGCGAUCCCGUCUUCCAAAAUUUCAAAAAAACACGCGAUCAGUUUCGAGGGGGGAAUAUCGGUCGCCUGGCGAGCCUGCUGAAUCGAGGCGUCCGCGUGGCGCUCGUCUACGGCGAUCGCGACUAUUGCUGCAACUGGUUCAGCGGCGAGGAUGUCUCGCUUCAGGUUGCGCAGAAGGCCGGUGGUCAGUACGCGGCAAAGUUUCCGGCAGCCGGGUACGCGCCCAUUGUUACGAAUUCUACCUACGAUGGUGGCCAAGUUCGUCAAUUUGGCAAUCUCUCCUUCAGUCGCGUCUUCCAGGCCACUCACAGUGCGGGCGUGGAGCAGCCCGAGACCAUGUUUCGCAUCUUUUCGCGUGUUUUAUCCGGCAACUCCAUCUCCACGGGCGACGUGGUCGAUCUGCGGUCCUUCGGCACGACAGGCUCCCCAGAGUCGACAAGAAAACACGAUGAUGCACCGGAGCUACCUAAGCAGCCGUGCUACGUCCGCGGCUUUGCCAUGUCGUGCGACGACGACGCCUGGGCGCUGGCCAAGAGGGGUGGUGGCGUCGUGAUUAAUGGAAUUCUUUACAACAAAACCGAGGACUGGCCGCUGGCGACAUAG
This is a messenger RNA of Drechmeria coniospora, 1845 nucleotides long. RefSeq lists its product as uncharacterized. Gene Ontology annotation, cellular component: fungal-type vacuole. Gene Ontology annotation, molecular function: serine-type carboxypeptidase activity. The record is from RefSeq and is a predicted model, not a curated record. The transcript has 2 exons. NCBI's taxonomy places the organism in Eukaryota, Fungi, Ascomycota, Sordariomycetes, Hypocreales, Ophiocordycipitaceae. Gene Ontology annotation, biological process: proteolysis. The coding region runs from base 1 to 1845 and encodes 614 amino acids.